Molecule: messenger RNA, 1668 nt
Organism: Urocitellus parryii (Arctic ground squirrel)
Lineage: Eukaryota; Metazoa; Chordata; Mammalia; Rodentia; Sciuridae
Source: RefSeq, a predicted model, not a curated record
GCCACUCGGGCAGCCAUCACCCAACAUUGCACAGACCUUGGAGAUUUGCUGGGCAAGGAAAAUGAUGUGGCUCUGAUCAUCGAUGGCCAUACCCUCAAGUAUGCCCUCUCCUUCGAAGUCCGGAGAAGCUUCCUCGAUUUGGCGCUGUCUUGUAAAGCGGUCAUAUGCUGCAGAGUAUCUCCUCUGCAGAAGUCUGAAAUAGUGGAAGUGGUGAAGAAGCGGGUGAACGCCAUCACCCUGGCCAUCGGGGAUGGCGCCAAUGAUGUCGGGAUGAUCCAGACAGCCCACGUGGGUGUGGGGAUCAGUGGCAAUGAGGGCAUGCAGGCCACCAACAACUCGGAUUACGCUAUUGCACAGUUUUCUUACUUGGAGAAGCUCCUGCUUGUACAUGGAGCCUGGAGCUACAUCCGGGUGACCAAGUGCAUAUUAUACUGCUUCUACAAGAAUGUAGUCCUCUACAUCAUUGAGCUUUGGUUCGCCUUUGUUAAUGGAUUUUCUGGGCAGAUUUUAUUUGAACGUUGGUGCAUCGGCUUGUACAAUGUGAUUUUCACCGCGUUGCCACCCUUUACCCUGGGAAUCUUUGAGAGGUCUUGCAGUCAGGAGAGCAUGCUCAGGUUUCCUCAGCUCUACAAAAUCACCCAGAAUGCUGAAGGCUUCAACACCAAGGUUUUCUGGGGUCACUGCAUCAACGCCUUGGUCCACUCCCUCAUCCUCUUCUGGUUUCCCAUGAAAGCGCUGGAGCAUGAUACUCCAUUCAGCAAUGGUCAUGCCACAGACUAUUUAUUUGUUGGAAAUAUUGUUUACACGUACGUUGUGGUUACAGUUUGUCUGAAAGCUGGUUUGGAGACUACAGCUUGGACUAAAUUCAGUCACCUGGCUGUGUGGGGAAGCAUGGUGAUGUGGCUGUUGUUUUUUGUCGUCUACUCAACCAUCUGGCCCACCAUCCCCAUUGCUCCAGACAUGAGAGGGCAGGCAACUACUGUCCUGAGUUCUGCAUACUUCUGGUUGGGAUUAAUUCUGGUUCCUACUGCAUGUUUGCUCGAAGAUGUGGCGUGGAGAGCGGCCAAGCAUACCUACAAAAAGACGUUGCUGGAGGAGGUACAGGAGCUGGAAACCAAGACCAGAGUGAUGGGGAAAGCCAUGCUGCGGGACAGUAAUGGAAAGAGAAUGAACGAGCGUGACCGCCUGAUAAAGAGGCUCGGCAGGAAGACACCCCCGACCCUCUUCCUUGGUGGCUCUGUGAACCAGCAGUGUGUCUCACAUGGGUACGCCUUUUCUCAAGAAGAACAUGGAGCUGUUUCUCAGGAAGAAAUAGUGCGUUCUUAUGAUACCACCCAAAGGAAACAGAGGAAGAAAUAAGAUACAACUUCUCCUGAUGGAUCCGAGGGAAGAGAUGUGGUUUGUGGCACCAGUGUUAACCCAUCUUUGUUAGAAGAGACUGGCGACAGCAGCCAAAUCACCAGAAAACACAUUUCUGUGGCCUUAGCCAACCAGUUUGUUAGUUGUUUAUUCCCUCGCAAACCUGGAGUAGAGACCGCAGGGGAAGCCAUUUUUUUCCCUCCCCAUUUGUCUGCAGUGCUUGGCCUAACUUCUGUUUACGUUGUUAUAAAGCAUUCAACUGUGCUCCGUGAGGUGUGAAAUUAAAAACAUUAUGUUCCACCGAUAUUU